AACUUUUGCGUCAAACACGACCGACUGGAAAGCCGACAGGCCAUACCAAACACCUGUCUGUCACUACACUACCAUAGCCAUGGCGACAACAAAUUUCUGCAAUCCGGACUCUCUUGACGUUCUGACGUCAAUGGUCAACCAAACGCUCAUAGAGACCGGCCGCUUUUUUAAAACUGGCGGGUCCAUGCAGUCCAGGGCCCAACUCAAGCGUUCAAUCCCCACUGCUCACGAGAAGUUCCAAAGUGCUUUAGAUAAUUUAUCUGAGCAGAUAUUUAUUGCCAAAGCUUUCCUUGAACGAGACUACGAGGCAGUGCAAGCAAAGAAAGCUGCCCUUCAGCCCGCUGAGGAUGUUGUUAUGAAUGAAUCGAACGUGAAAGUUGAACCAGAGGCGGCACCACAGCCUUCUGAACAACCAGUGACCGACGCAGACACCGUUCAGCCCAAGGCCGAGCCAGUUGACGACGCUCUCGCUCCGAAGCCCCAGGUCGACGCAAAUGCUAGUCAGCCAAGCGAUCAGCCCGUCAAAGCUGAAAAGCCCGAGGAAGAUGCCGCUGAUGUGCCUGCAGCACAACCCGUUUCUGCGCCAGGCGAUUUCAACUUCGAUUCCAUGCUAGCCGAUAAUUCUGGGACCAACGCCUUCGACCUGAACCUGGACUUUGGCGAUGAUGGUGUGGGAAAUGACAGUUUCCUGUCAGGCUCUAAUCUAGCCAAUGCCGCCAGUAAUGCCAACAAUGGCACUGGGGGAGAAACCAACCAGCCAAACAAUGCUCCAACAGCCUUGCCUGGUACCGAGAACACCCCCGCUCCCGCACAGAUGGGAGGGGAUGCAUUCGAUCUUGAGCUACAAAAAGCGGAAGCAUUCACUAACCCGGGGGAUACCUCGGGCGAGCAGACGUUUGAUGGACAAGGUGGCAGUAACAUGGAAGAUGUCAUGGCACCAGGAGAAUCUAGCUUCGACGAUCUGUUUAUGGAGAACGACACUUUUGGGGGAGAAGGAGCUGGAGACGCUAGCUUACUAGAUGGGGACGGGUUGGUCAACAUCAAUGACCUGGAUGACAGCUGGUUCACUUGAUGGUCCACGCAUGAAUGUUGCUCGAGAUAUGGACCAGCUACCUUCGCACGGAUAGACAAAAGGCAAACAGCUAUAUGCUAGUCGGGCGAUAACAUCCCAAGUAAUAUGACGAAUAUCUGGAACAAACAUCAUCAAUCAAGGCGAUUGCUUCCUUCUACAAUGCAACUUCGGUGUCAUCUUCAACCACCGGCCAGACACACUUCUAGAAUGAUCAGCGCAAUCAAUCUGAUACCUCGCCAGAGGGAACAUUCUCAGUUCUGCGAUUACCGAGCCGCCAAUCGGCAAAUCAGACG
Molecule: messenger RNA, 1365 nt
Organism: Aspergillus costaricaensis CBS 115574
Lineage: Eukaryota; Fungi; Ascomycota; Eurotiomycetes; Eurotiales; Aspergillaceae
Exons: 3
Coding region: 80-1072 (330 amino acids)
Source: RefSeq, a predicted model, not a curated record